AUAUAUAUAAAUAACAAGGGCAUAAAAUUCUUUUGCCACUUAAUGAAGAAUGUAUUUUUGAAAAUGUCUCAUUAGUGGUGGUAAAAAUGAAAAGUGGUACCAUGAAAGUGGUAAACAUGUAAUUUCUCCCACUCAAUCUGGUAGGUUAAUUGAUUCUUUCAAUAUGUGAAAACUUAAAUAUGAUUUAAUCACAAAAACAAAGGUUAAGCUUAUGUCUAAGAACUACUAAUGUUUCACACACUUAGAAAUCUAAAGAUGAAAUCAAAAUAAAGCAAAGAAUCAAAUAAUUGAAUUCUAGACAAUAUUUUUGCAAACUCUUAUUUGAGCAUUCAAAAUAUAAAAAAUUGUAUAAAUGGUAGAAAUAUAAAGAUAAAAUAAAAAUAUUCUUUUGAUAGCAUAAAUUAGCCGUGUGCAAGAAAAACCUGAACUGAAAACCCAAACCAGAACUGACCUGAAAUGGGCCGGUUCGGAUCGGUUUCGGUAAUGCCAUAUAUACCUAUCGGGUUUUACAGCCUUAUGCCCAUGGAUAUCGGUUCGGUUCUGAUUCUUACCCAGAACCGAUCGGGUACCUGAUUAAAUAGAAAUUCAUCCUUAAAAUCCAGAAUAUAUGGUAAAAUGUAAUCAACCCCGUUCGAACCCGGGUUAGAUAAGAAGAGUGAGAACAGUGUUGCCACCAAACCAUUUUAAAUUUUAUUUGAGAAGUUAUUGUGCUUAUUUGUCAUGUUCUACACGAUUUUAGGUUAUUUUUCUUAUUUAUCAUUUUUAUUAAGUUUUUGAAGCUUAUUUGUCACAUUUUUCAUGAUUUUAGGUUAAAUCAUUAGUUAUAAUAUUUAUCUUGUUCUCCAUGAUUUUAGAUUAUUUUACUUAUUCCAUGUUAUUUUACUUAUUUUUCAUGUUUUUAUUAAUUUUAGAAGUUUAUUUGUCAUAUUUUCCAUGAUCUUAGGUUGAAUCAUUAGUUUAAAUAAAUAAUUUUAUGAAUUGUUAGCUUUAAAAAAUAGUGAUUAUCUAAUAAAUACUUUUCAUUAUAAUCAGGAUAAUUAUUAACGGCAUUAUUAAAUUUUAGCUAUAAUUUUAUAUCUAUCUUCAUAGUAUGUUUGCUUUAGUAAGAUUAAAUUGUAUAAUAUUUUUUAUUAUUUUGUAAAGGAAGCUUUCUUCUCUUUUAUAUCACCAAAGAAUUAUGUUAUGGUUUAACAUCAGGCUUACCAUCAAAAGCUACGAGUCCAAAGGAUAUAAUCUCUUGCUGUUAUAGUUAAAAAAUCCAGCUUUUACAAGAUGUAUAUAAUUUACUAUUUUUAGUUUAUAAAAUUUUAGUUAAAUAGAAGCAUGUUUUAAUUAUUGUAUAUUUUGUUAAUAGGUGUCACUAUAAACUCCAUUGACGAGGAAAUUUAUUUAAAAUACAAUUUUUAUUUUGUCGGUCAUUUAAAAUAUAAUUAAACUAAUGUUUGUAGGAAUCAUUGGGAAAAAAAUGUUAAAUCAUAAUUUUUUUUGAUGAAUAUGGGUUUGUUUUCAUAUAUUUCACUGAUAAUUGGUGACUACAGUUUUAUUUUGUAGAUUAUCUUUUAUGUUAAUCUAAAGUAUUAAUAAGACAUUAUUAGGUUGUUAUGAUGAUGAUUAUUUUUAUAUGCGUAGUAUGGUAAUAGAAUAAACAAAAGAUUUUGUAAAUACCAGACCGUUAUCUAAGUUGCAUUGUAAUAGAAAAUUCAAAUUAUAUAUCUGAUUAAUUUAAUUUUUUGAAAUUAAUUAAAUAAUUUAGAUUAAAAUAAAAAAUUACGUUAAAAUUAAAAUUAGUUUAACACAGAUUAAACCGCACGAAGUGCAAACCAUCAUCUAGUUAAAAAUAUAUACUGUAUAUAAUAUUUAUAUAUUAAAAUAUUUAUAAAAUUUAUACUUUUGUGACUUGAACCAUGGCUAGAUGGACGAAUAGGCAAGUGUGUAACCAUUAAACCACUUCAAUUAAUAUAUUAACUAAUACUUUUUAUAUAUAUUUGAUUCAUAUAUUAAACGGGUAUCCGUAACCGACCUGAAACCGAAGAAACCCAAACCAAAAUUUUAUUGUACUUAUUGAGUAUAUUAAUCAUUUAUCUGGUAGAUCCGGAACCGAACGGAUCCUACCCGAACCAAAUAUCUGAAUCCCCAAGACUAGCAUAAAUGAUAGAAUUAACAGAAUAAAAAAUAGAUAUGAUAUUACAAUUAUCUUAACAUGAACAUUCAAAUUCUUUUCUUUCUGGCCAUAGAAGCAACCGGCAUAUGCAGCUAAUGUAACCAUCUUUUAUUUGGUUAUAUAUUUACACUAGGUAAUAAUCCACGUCUUGCGCGAGAUGAGAUUAUUAAUUUUAUUAUUUUUAAAAAUAAAAGACAUUAGGUCUGUUUAAUCUGGAGAACGGUUUGGUUUUACGUUGUUUUUUUGGUUUUUAAUCACUUAAAAUAUAACUAACAUUCUAAAUCCAUAUUUAUUUUGUUUUUUCAGUUACAAUGUUUGAGGUUUUGAUUUUUUCGAUAAUAACCAAAAACUAUUAAAUUUUGUUUGGUUUCAUGUUAUAUGAAUUUUAUGCAGUCUUGAUGCCCAAUCAAUGGUUUCAAUUAAAAUCUAGAUAGUAGUUGAAGAACAAAAUUAUUAAGACAAAUCAUUUUAUUACAAUUUGGUCGUUGGUGAAAGAAAAGAUUAAAAAGAAUAUUCCAAUUUUCAAAAGAAUUUGAAUCCUCACUUGAGGUAAAUAUUUAAUUAUAUAGGUGCACACGUCAAUGUGCACAUGUAUAUAUAUGUAAACGUAUAUAAAGGUGAUUGAUAAAUAUAUAAAAAUAUCGUUAAUUAACAUUAAAAGAUAUUUUUAUUCAAAAUAACACAUGAAAGAUAAAAUUAUUAAAAUAAAACUAAGUAAAAAUAAAAUAGGUCUAGACAUUAGUAAUUUUUUUGCAAAUUGUAUUUCUAUGUGAAAACUUUGUAUAACCUGUGGAAUUUUUGAUGUGAGUUUUAUAUUAAAAGACAUAAAGUAAUACAUUGUGUCAACAUAUUUAUGUAGAAUUUAGUUGAGAAACUCUUUAUAUGUGACAUGUCUGUGUAUUUAUUUUUAAAUCGUUGUGAAACUGCCACGUGGUAAAUAUAGUGUGAACACAUUAAUGUCAAAUGUGUCUUUUUAUUAUAUAGGGGAUUUUAUCAAAAAAACACAUUCAAAUUCAACUUUAUUAUAAAAUGAUGGGAAUUUUUUUUUAAAUAUUCUAACAGUAUAGUUUUACACAUGGUAUGUCUUUUGGAUAGUUAAAGGAGAAUAAAUAAAAGUAUGUAAAUAAUGACUUUAUGGAUAUCACAACUAGGCCUGGGACGGAUCAGAUAUCCGAGCAAUUUUAAGGUAUCCGGAUCCAGAUCCUUAUCCGGCGGAUCCAUAAUCUUACUAUCCUUAUCCGGAUUCGGGGUUCUCGGAUAUCCUUCUAAAAAUUGUAAUAUCCAGCGGAUAUCCGGAUCCAGAUUUGAAUCCUUAAAAUAAAUAAAUAAAAUAAUAUUAUAUAUAUAUAUAUUAAAAAUAAAAAGUAUAAUGUUUUUAAUUAUUUCUGUGUAUAUUAUUACAAAAUUUACAUAUACUAUUAUAAAAAUAAAAAAAAUAUUAAAUAAAGUUAGUUUUUAUAUAUAGAUAUUACUAUUUCUGAAAUAGUUAUUAAUAAAACUUAUGGAUCCGGAUAUCCGGACUAAAAAAUCAAGAUAUCUGGAUUCGGAUCCAGCUUUGACGGAUCCAAUAUUUUACUAUCUCGAUCCGGAUUCGGCCAUUCUGGAUAUCCGGAUUUUCGGAUCGAAUCCGGAUCUCGGAUAAAAGUCCCGGACCUAAUAACCAGUAGCUAUAGUUUAAUGAUUUAUCUACCUUUCUCGAAACCGACAUCAUUUACGACGUCUUCACAUCACAGCACCCGUCGUAUGCCGUUCGCUCCGUCAUCACUCGUGACGAUUGGCUCUUUCUUCUAAUAAUACUAUCUUGACUUUGGCUACUUCUCCAGGUGAAAACAAUAUUAGUAUAUAAACCUACAAAUAUGCCAAAAACCUUUUCACAUAUAUGAAACGUUGUCAACUUUUUUCUGUAGAAUUGUCUUAAUUUAUUUCCUCCAGAAAAUCUUUGCAUAAUCAUGGAAUCUUUAUUUAUGCUUGUCAACUUUCAUUUGAGUCUUUCUUUAUGCAUUCUUUGGACCACAUGAUGAUUUCAAUGUAGACUUGAGUUCGUCAUUAUUAAAACAGAAAUUAUUAUUAGUCAUUUGUUUUUUUCUCAUCUCAUCUUCACAAAGAAGCUGUCUCUUUCUUUCACCGUCACUUCACCUAUUUGUGUUCUCAAACUCACAUAUAUCCCUUCUUCUUGACUUUCCCUUGAUAGAUCUUCUUAACUUCAUUCUUCAGAUUCCAAAGCUUGCCCCUUUCCUUUUGACUUUGAUAUUACAUUGAUUCAGAGGUGCAAGAGCAAUGAUGCUCUGUCUGAAAAUUUGAAACUUUUGUCCUGUCUUCAAAGCCCAAUCCUUUUUCAUCUUUCUGUUCUGGGUUUUGCAGGGUUUGAUUGAUUCUCUAUUUUAAAUGUGAAUUACACAACUCUUGAAUCUGUAAUCUUAAAGUCUGUAUGGUUCGAAAACAGAGUUUUUUUCUGCAUGAAAAGAUGGCUACUUUAACUGAACCAUCAUCAUCUUUAAGCUUCACGUCUUCUCGUUUCUCUAACGUCUCUACUGGGUCUAACCAUAUCUCACCAAGCUCAGCCUCUAACCUCGAAGUGAUCAGUCUAACCAAACUCAGCUCCAAUCUUGAGCAGCUUCUCAGUAGCCCAGACUGUGAUUACACAGAUGCAGAGAUCAUUGUCGAGGGUGUUCCCGUUGGUGUUCACAGAUGCAUUUUGGCUGCAAGGAGCAAGUUUUUCGAGCAACUGUUCAAGAAAGACAAGAAACGUUCCAAGAUUGAGAGACCAAAGUUCCAUUUGAAAGAGGUGUUGCCUGUUGUUGGGCAUGAAGCUUUUGUUUACUUCCUGAGUUAUGUCUACACUGGGAGGUUAAAGUCGUUUCCUUUGCAGGUUUCCACUUGUGUAGACUCUCUUUGUGCUCAUGAAUCUUGUCGACCUGCCAUUGAUUUCGUUGUUGAGUUGAUGUAUGCUUCAUCUAUCCUCCAAGUGCCUGAGCUUGUUUCAUCUUUUCAGCGGCGGCUUUGUAACUUUGUGGAGAAGUCUCUGGUUGAGAAUGUUAUUCCUAUUCUUUUGGUUGCUUUCCAUUGUAAGUUGACUCAGCUGCUUGAUCAAUGCAUUGAGAGAGUGGCUAGGUCUGAUCUCUACAGGUUCUGUAUUGAAAAGAUGGUUCCUUUAGAAGUAGCUGAGAGAAUCAAACAGAUUCGUCUCAAGUCUCCACUAGAGGAAGAAGAGAACAGUCCCAAGGUUUCAGAUAAAAUGCUUGAGAGAGUUGGGAAAAUCCUCAAGGCUUUGGAUUCAGAUGACGUUGAGCUUGUGAAGCUUCUUUUGACCGAGUCAGAUAUCACUCUAGAUGAAGCCAAUGGUCUGCAUUACUCAGUGGUGUAUAGUGAUCCCAAAGUUGUUGCAGAGAUACUUGCUCUUGGUUUAGGUGAUGUCAAUCACAGAAACUCACGUGGCUACUCGGUUCUUCAUUUCGCUGCCAUGCGUAAAGAGCCGUCCAUCAUCAUAUCUCUUCUCAAGGAAGGCGCCAAUGCAUCUAGCUUCACUUCUGAUGGACGCAGUGCGGUUAAUAUAUGUAGGAGACUGACAACUCCAAAGGAUUAUCAUACAAAGACAGCCAAAAAGAGGGAAGCUAGUAAAGCAAGGCUGUGCAUAGAUCUCUUGGAAAGAGAGGUUAGGAGGAACCCUAUGGUUGCUGAUACGCCAAUGUGUUCCCUCUCUAUGCCUGAAGAUCUCCAAAUGAGACUGUUAUACCUAGAAAAGAGAGUGGGGCUUGCUCAGUUGUUCUUUCCAACAGAAGCUAAUGUGGCUAUGGACAUUGCUAAUGUAGAAGGUACAAGCGAGUUCACUGGUCUUCCCCCGCCUUCAAAUGGGUUAACAGGAAACUUGAGUCAGGUUGAUUUAAACGAAACUCCUCAUAUGCAAACCAAAAGACUUCUUACUCGUAUGGAGGCUCUAAUGAAAACCGUUGAGACAGGUAGAAGGUAUUUUCCAUAUGGCUCAGAGGUUUUAGAUAAGUACAUGGAAGAGUACAUAGAUGAUGAUAUUCUCGAUGACUUGCAUAGUGAGAAAGGAUCUCCACAAGAGAGAAGAUUAAAAAGAAUGAGAUAUAGAGAGCUUAAGGAUGAUGUCCAAAAGGCAUAUAGAAAAGACAAAGAGUCUAAGAUUGCGCCGUCUUGUCUUUCUGCGUCAUCCUCUCCUUCGUCUUCUUCUUUAAGAGAUGGUCUGGAGAACUCAGCAUGAAAAUAAGUUGAAUAUGGUUAGAUAUCUCUGCUCAGAUACUUAUAGGUUCAGUUUUAGUAAAGAUAAUGGAUAGAGUUACUUGUACAACAAUAAACAUAGGAAUAUUAACCCAAAACAUUCUAACCACAUGCAACCUUUUGUUUUUUCUCA
Molecule: messenger RNA, 6533 nt
Organism: Brassica rapa (field mustard)
Lineage: Eukaryota; Viridiplantae; Streptophyta; Magnoliopsida; Brassicales; Brassicaceae
Product: regulatory protein NPR3
Biological process (GO): systemic acquired resistance, salicylic acid mediated signaling pathway; regulation of salicylic acid mediated signaling pathway; regulation of jasmonic acid mediated signaling pathway
Cellular component (GO): nucleus
Molecular function (GO): protein binding
Source: RefSeq, a predicted model, not a curated record